AUGCCAGAAAAAGCUCCUCCCGCAUUGGAUAAGUAUGAUGGUUCAACUGAUCCGGACAAACACCUAAGGACGUUCGGUAAUGCAAUGACAUUCUAUACAAAUAGCGACCCAAUCAUGUACAAAGCCUUCUCAUUAUCACUCAAGGAAGAGGCAUUGGAAUGGUAUAACACUCUUCCUCCCAACACAGUGGAUUGCUUCGCAACUAUAGAGACCCUCUUUAGGAGACAAUUCGCAACCAAUCGGAGACAGGAGAUAACAACGAAGGAAUUGGUUAAAACCAAGGAAGAAAAGGACGAAACUUUGAAAGCCUUUAUGAAAAAGUAUAAUGAAGUCGCACGGCGAGUUAAAAAUGUUAAUCACACUUUUAUCAUCAACAACCUGCCUUCAUGCCUAAGGCUAAGAUAUUUUGCUGAAAAAUUAUAUGCACGACCACCAAAAACAAUGGAUGAACUUCUGGAAAGGAUAGCUGAGUUUAUUCAUAUGGGGGACAUGCGAAUGUCACAAAGAAAGCAACAACAGGAAGCUGAUGUAGGCGGAAAGAGAAGGAACGAUAGACAAACAUUCGACGACAAAGACAGGGGAGGAGGGUCUCGACCAAAGGAUUUACCCCGAAUGCCUAAGUUUGAUCAUUACACAGCUAUUAAAACACCCAGGGCAAAAAUCCUCGAGGAAACUCUUAAUGCUAAACUUCUUUCGGUCAUGAAGCUUCAUUCACCUAAAAAUGUAGAUGGAGGAAGGCACUGCCAAUACCAUCAAAACCUGAGACAUACCACCGAAGAGUGUGUAACACUCAAAGAUAAAAUCGAAUCACUCAUUCGUGCAGGCCAUCUCCGUAAGUGCGUGAAGAAGGAUCGACGACGGAUAAGAAGCUCAUCAAGGUAUCCACAAAGAAGUACCAAACGACCGUGUAGAAAGGAGGAGUGGAAAUAUAGGCGAAGUCGUAGCUGCAGUCAUAGCUCUGACCGCACAAUUCGGGGGCGUAUUGACUAG
Vigna umbellata (rice bean) is the source of this 990-nucleotide messenger RNA. RefSeq lists its product as uncharacterized. Lineage: Eukaryota; Viridiplantae; Streptophyta; Magnoliopsida; Fabales; Fabaceae. The record is from RefSeq and is a predicted model, not a curated record.